This is a messenger RNA of Trichoderma gamsii, 189 nucleotides long. RefSeq lists its product as hypothetical. Bases 1 to 189 code for a protein of 62 amino acids. The transcript has a single exon. NCBI's taxonomy places the organism in Eukaryota, Fungi, Ascomycota, Sordariomycetes, Hypocreales, Hypocreaceae. The record is from RefSeq and is a predicted model, not a curated record.
AUGAGCGUUACAUUGCAGCUUCAGCUUGUCGCCUUUCGCCUUUCGCUCCCUACCUUAGAUAAAGCAACAGUACUAGUAGUAAACAGACUGUGCAACUCUGCACAGACAACCUCUCCCACCACUUCUGUGAUCGACAUGAGCUCGAGCUUCACCACCAGCGUAAUAUCCCCUCUCCUCACAAUCCUCUGA